AUGGAGGGACGCGCGCUCCCGCCCGGCCCCGCCCGCGGGGGCCGAGGGGCGCGGGGUCGGGGUCGCGGCGGGGGCCGGGGCCGGGGCCGGGCUGCGGAGCGGCUGCCCCGGGCCCCCCAUCCCGGCCCGGCCCCGACCCCACGCCCCGGCGGGGCCGGCGCCGCGGCCGUGGACGAGCGGCUGCUGCGGGCCCUGAGGGGGCUGAGCCUGGGACCCCCGCGGGGCGGCGGCGGCGGGAGGCUGGUGCUGCUGCGGGGGCUGCCGGGCGCCGGCAAGAGCACCCUGGCCAGACAGCUGAAACGUGACCACCCCAGUGCUGUAGUCCUUAGUACUGAUGACUUCUUUGUUGAAAAUGGUGUUUACGUCUUUGAGCCUGACUUCCUGGAGGAUGCACACAAGUGGAACCAGAAAAGAGCACGCAAAGCAAUGAAGAAUGGGAAAAGCCCGGUUAUUAUUGAUAAUACCAACAUCCAUGCUUGGGAAAUGAAGCCAUAUGUGAUGAUGGCACAUGAAAACAGAUACGAAGUUACAUUCCAAGAACCAGACACACCCUGGAAGUUCAACGUUCAAGAACUGACAAGAAGAAAUAUUCAUCAUGUCCCUCGGGAAAAGAUACAACGGAUGAAAGAACAAUAUGAGCACAAUGUAACCUUCCACAGUGUUCUCCGGGCUGAAAAACCAAGCAGGGAUGAGGGAAGCUACAGUGGAGCAAGUGCAGCUUAUGGGACAGGUCUCCAUCCCACCCACCUUUCUGCCGUCCCAAGGAGGAGGCCUGGCACGGCACGUAUGAAUGUGACAUUUAACUGAAGAUGUGCAUUCCUCGGUGUUUUAAUUAUCAGGGUACAAGAGUCUCUAGUUUUACAUUUUUUUCUAAACUGUUUUUUAUUCUUGUGUUUUUCUACUACAUUUCUAAAUUACUUCUAUUUCUUACAAAUCUUUAAAUGACAUUGGACCAUGAUCUCACAGCUCUACACAAGCACUGUAAGAGCACUGCACCCAGUACAAACUGUACUCCAUCUCAUCUCUCUUCUUCCAUGAAAAUCCAUCCAGGUAUAUGUGAAAUGCACUGGGCUCUACCACAUGCCACAUUUCAGUUAUUUUUUUCUGCAUCAUAGUCUGACACUAGCAAUGAAGAUUCCUAACUCAUUUCUGUCUUAAGGCCAUUGUGGCCAAUUCUUUCCCCACACAAUUGGCAUUUAUUGCCAUUUUAAUGCUUUAUAUCUGACUGUAUAAACUUUUUGUAUCUACUACCUUGCCUACAGCACUAUUGGGACUUUCAGAGGCAAAGUGAAUGAUGGCAAAAGUAGCUCAACAGAUGGCAGCAAUAUCUGAUGCUGUUCCCUCUCUCCACUGACUGGAUUCAUGCUUCUCUUACCUCACACACAAACAGCUUCUCCAGCCUGCAAGCAAAACACUUCAACAGAGCAAACUUAGCUCUUCAUCCUGCCAAGACAUAGGAGUUCACUGGUCCCAAGAUGCAGAGGUUCCUAAAAUGAAACAUUAGUGUUAGGCUUGUGUGUGUCAACUCCUAAGUGGGAACAGGGCUACAGGAGCAGCUUUGAACAGCUGAAGCAGAAACACAGACCCAAGAGCUAUUUAAUAGUAACUCUGCAUGGCAUUUUGCUGUGAAUCAAAUGAUCACAGUAUUCUUUAAACCUCUCUUAGUGCUAUAUGGAAAGUCUGAGGAGAAAAGUACAAGAACUGUGCCAGAAUAGCAGAGCAAUAUUUCGGAAUUAAAGUGUUUUGUUUGGUGAAGAGAACUCUUUAUUAUGCUCUGUGCCACUUUGGACAGCCAAACAACUAUUCUAAUGUUGCAGAGGGUAACAAAACGGAUGGCUUUAGAAUGAUACCAAGAUCCUGCUGUAAUAUAAGAACACAGAAUCAAUGGCUUACAAAAUGUCAUCAAACCCUCAGCCACACUGAUGCUAUUGUACAAUACAUCUUUGUUACAAGUGUUUACCUACUAAACAUCAAACUAUUUUGCAAAUGAAGUGUUAUUUAAUGAGUCUGUUUUUGUAAUAGAACUUUAUUAAAUACAAUCAAGUUUUAA
Messenger RNA from Vidua macroura (Pin-tailed whydah), 2050 nucleotides. It is a transcript of the gene N4BP2L1, whose product is annotated as NEDD4 binding protein 2 like 1. The transcript has 5 exons. Lineage: Eukaryota; Metazoa; Chordata; Aves; Passeriformes; Viduidae. The coding region runs from base 1 to 807 and encodes 268 amino acids. The record is from RefSeq and is a predicted model, not a curated record.